AUCACACAGGGAGUGCAAAACAAUCCCCACCCCACCCCAGCUUCAGCAGGCAGAGAACUCAGUGUGGGGCCAGGAGAACCAUCUCACAUCAGCAGCCAGAGAACUCAGUGUGGGGCCAGGAGAACCAUCUCACAUCAGCAGCCAGAGAACUCCGUGUCGGGCCAGGAGAACCAACUUUCUAUCUCACAUCAAAAGUACGAGAACUCAGUGUGGGUCCAGGAGAACCAUCUCACAUCAGCAGCCAGAGAACUCAGUGUGGGGCCAGGAGAACCAUCUCACAUCAGCAGCCAGAGAACUCCGUGUCGGGCCAGGAGAACCAACUUUCUAUCUCACAUCAAAAGUACGAGAACUCAGUGUGGGACCAGGAGAACCAUCUCACAUCAGCAGCCAGAACACAUCAGCAGCCAGGGAACCAAUAGGAACCAUCUGGAAUAAACUGUUAAACUGCCUUAAAUUCCCUGGGAGAUCUCACACACUAUUCCAGGUCCAUAGAACCAGCAAUGAAAGCAUCUCUUCCAGAGAGAACUCCACUGUUCAGUCAUGAACCCAAUGGUCCUGCGUACAGAAUUCCGUCACUCAUUUAUAUCAAAGAGGAGAACACAUUUGUGGCUUUUGCGGAGAGACGGAAGAACAAGGAGGACGUCAGUGCUGAAUAUGUGGUCAUGAGAAGAGGGAUUUACAAGACUGGAAAUGUGAAGUGGGAAGGAAUCCAACCCUUACAUGAAGCUACCAUGAAAAACCAUCGCACCAUGAAUCCUUGUUCAAUCUACGACGAGAACUCCAAAGUUUUAUUCUUGUUUUUUAACUGUAUACCUGAUGGAGUCACUGAAAAACACAUGAGGGUCUGGGGAAAUUCUUCAAAGUUGUGCUACGUCACCAGCAGCGAUUUUGGUAAAACGUGGAGUUUCAUCAAAGAUAUCACAGAAGUGACCAAUGGCAUUAGGAAAAUGACCACCUGUUUCUUGUCUCCAGGUCAUGGAAUACAAACACAAGAUGGGAAACUAAUUAUUCCUGCUUAUGUCUACAUUGCCAAAUUUUGGUUUAUAUGUUGGUGGUUUGAUGCAGCCCAUUCAUUUUAUCUCUACAGUGCAGACCAGGGUCAUAAAUGGGAAAUAUCUCAGCGUGUCAAAUACAAUAGUGGCGAAUGUGAGCUGGCGGAAAUAUGUGACGAUGGCAAAAACAUGCUUUAUUGCAAUGCACGAUCCACAAGUGUUAAACGAGUGGAAGCGCGAAGCCUAAAUAUUGGUGGAGAAUUUAAGUUUGUAGAAGAAAGCAGAAAGCUGGAGGAGAUAAAAGACGGAUGUCAUGGGAGUGUUUUAAGUUUCCUUGGGGGUGAGGAAACUGUGCAAAAUAACAAUCAUUGGCUAAUGUUUUCACACCCCAUAAAAGAUGAACGUAUAGAUCUUGGAAUAUUCUUGAACAAGUUUCCACUCAAGUCUGAUUCCUGGUCCAAGCCUUGGGUCAUUUAUGAAGGAUUUAGUGGCUACUCCAACCUUGUCGACUGCCAAGAAGCAAACACAUUUGCGGUUUUGUUUGAGGGUGGCGAUAAAACUCAUUAUGAACAAAUAUAUUUUUGCUUAUUUACCUUGGAAGAUGUUCUCGAAAACAUUAAGAAGAAGAAAAGCUUUUUUUCACGAUUUAAGAAAUAAUGUCGAGGUUGUUUUAUUAGAGCGGGGCCGGACGUAAUCUUUUAAAAAUGAUCGCACUGUGUGCAUUCUCAACAAUACAACUGUAAGAAAAUAAUGACUUAUGAAAAAUACUAAGCAGUAAAUCAUUUAAAAGGCAGACUUAUUCAAGCUAAGAGCCCAGGUAUAGGUUCUUAGAAUCUAUUGAUUACUAUUGUGAAUUAACUUGUUUCUAAAUUACGAAAGGGGUCAUAAAAUGAUAGAUAAAGAGAGCUACUAGUUAACAUGUUUAAUAACAUAUAAAGGAAGAUAUUUGUGGAAUAGUAUACCAAAAUACUUGCAUACUAGUCAGCAUGUGAAAAAAACAUGGAUAUUUCUACCUGCCUCAAUAAUAACACAUUUGUUUUGGAAACUAGGCCAUAUUAACCUAUAGUGAGGUUUCCUAUAAGAAUACACAGGAGCCUCACCUGUACAGCUGCAGCUCACUUCCGUUGAAGCAAUGGGCAGCUGUAUACACGUUGUGUAGGUAAGUGAAAUACACACCAUAGAAAAUAAGCAGUUUGUUCUGUUAACCUGUCUGGUGGAGUGGCCUUAAAGGACCACUAUAGUGCCAGGAAAACAUACUCGUUUUCCUGGCACUAUAGUGCCCU
Pelobates fuscus (common spadefoot toad) is the source of this 2275-nucleotide messenger RNA. RefSeq names its product sialidase-3-like. The transcript is spliced from 3 exons. Gene Ontology annotation, cellular component: intracellular membrane-bounded organelle; membrane; cytoplasm. Gene Ontology annotation, biological process: oligosaccharide catabolic process; ganglioside catabolic process. NCBI's taxonomy places the organism in Eukaryota, Metazoa, Chordata, Amphibia, Anura, Pelobatidae. The record is from RefSeq and is a predicted model, not a curated record. Gene Ontology annotation, molecular function: exo-alpha-sialidase activity. Bases 501 to 1649 code for a protein of 382 amino acids.